Molecule: messenger RNA, 840 nt
Organism: Brassica oleracea var. oleracea
Lineage: Eukaryota; Viridiplantae; Streptophyta; Magnoliopsida; Brassicales; Brassicaceae
Exons: 2
Coding region: 1-840 (279 amino acids)
Source: RefSeq, a predicted model, not a curated record
AUGGCGGCAAAAACUCUACUCAUAUCGGGUCUACGGAAAACAAUUGGUACGGGUCGAGACACGAGAGUUUGGAGUGAGCCUUGGGUUCCAGAUGAAGUGGCUCGACCACCUAGACCUGCUGACCACAUUGUAUACAGACUACCCCAACUUCUUGUUCAGUCCUUUAUUAGGAAUGAUACCAAGGAGUGGGAUACACAACUUUUACGGGAGUUCUUCCACCCAGAUGAUAUUCCUUUGAUACUUGGGCUAAAACCUUCUCGCUCUCGUUCUCCGGAUGGAUAUGUUUGGAAUCACACAAAAUCAGGAGUGUAUUCUGUUAAAACCGGUUAUGACCUUCUCCGAUCGAUCAAGUUGAGUCUUUCACAUGAAGCCGUUAUAGAACCAAGUAUCACAGGCCUACAGAGCCGUGUGUGGAAGAUAAAGGCCCCGAGCAAGAUGAAACAUUUUUUGUGGCAGGCGAGGAACGACAAACUCUUCAAUGGAAAAGACAUAUCCCCAAUCGACACUCUACGACACGCGACUCUUGAGGCAGAAUGUUGGAGGAAAGCCAACGAGCAGGAGGAAGCAAAUGAGGAUCAAGACGUUCCCCAUGCUUCGGAGGUUGAGACUGUGCCCCCUUGGAUGUCCCAAAUCCCUACCUGCCAAAUUGAUGCAUCAUGGAUCAAUAAUGGCAGCGUCAGUGGCUUAGGGUGGAGUCUUAAGGAUCAAAUGGGCUCAGGAUUUUUCGGAUUACGGGCGUGUCACAGGAGCCUCUCAUCUUUGCACGCUGAGAUGGAAGGCUUACUUUGGGCAGCCUCUUGUAUAUAUGAGAGACAGAAGGAUUACCUCGGUACGAUUUGA